Epithele typhae is the source of this 525-nucleotide messenger RNA. RefSeq lists its product as uncharacterized. The transcript is spliced from 5 exons. The record is from RefSeq and is a predicted model, not a curated record. Bases 1 to 525 code for a protein of 174 amino acids. Lineage: Eukaryota; Fungi; Basidiomycota; Agaricomycetes; Polyporales; Epitheliaceae.
AUGGAGGCCGUCACUCUCUUCGUCCCAGUCACCUCCGACAAGCCCUCGCUCGCCGAUCUCCUCACCAUCGAACCUUCGGCAUCCAUCUUCUACUCCUAUGCCCGGGAACUCGAGCUCAGCGCCAUUUUGGCGGACAAGGCUGCUCGUAACACCCUGCUCGUCCCCAUAAACAAGGCGGUGAUUGCGCUGCCUCACAAGCCACACGAGGACCCGAAGCCGCAGGAUGACACGGUGAUCCUCACCGAGGCCGAGUUUGAUAAUAUGUCGAAGAAGAACGUCGAGCGGUGGAUUUCGGCGCACAUUAUCCCGCGUUCUCCAAUUGACUUCGCCUCGUCUGAUCCGACUACUUUCGCAACACUUCUUGCGGACAAGAAUGUCACCUUCACCCACGUUGCCGAUCGCAUACACGCAGACGUCCCCGGGUGGGCGCGUGUUAUCCUGGAUGGCUCCGUACGGCUCAUUGGCAAGAAAGAGGCGUCCAACGGUGUCAUGUACAUGCUCGAUGGAACCGUCAAGGUCGAUUAG